Messenger RNA from Amaranthus tricolor (Joseph's coat), 2417 nucleotides. RefSeq names its product serine/threonine-protein phosphatase 7 long form homolog. Bases 876 to 2249 code for a protein of 457 amino acids. The transcript is spliced from 4 exons. Gene Ontology annotation, biological process: meristem maintenance; meristem development. NCBI's taxonomy places the organism in Eukaryota, Viridiplantae, Streptophyta, Magnoliopsida, Caryophyllales, Amaranthaceae. The record is from RefSeq and is a predicted model, not a curated record.
CGCUACAUGAAGUAGCGGUUUUAUUCAUGCAUCUGGAGUAAACCGCCAUCUGAGAUGGCGGUUUUGUAGUGGAAUUUUUUUUAAAAAAAAAAAAAAAAUAUAUGUUAAGUAAACCGCCACUUGAAGUGGCGGUUUGGUAGCAGUACAAAGCAGCCACAGUGUCGUGAGUUUUCAUUCAUUCCACUCCAUUCUUAGUUGCUACCGGUUUUGCUAAAAAAAAAAAAUUCUUCACUCUCAUUUACUUCAAAUUUACAAUUCCUCUCAUUCAACUAAGCUAAUCAACUAUAUUCCCAUCUUCUCCUUGUGUACUAGUUCAUUUUCAUCCUCAUUUAAGGUAUGAAUAAAACCCUAAUUUUUGUUCAAUAUGCAAAUUGUUUUUUUUGUUCAUUAUUGUUUGAAUUGAAGUUAUAAAAACGUUAAUUGUUUGUUACAUUCUAUUGGUUUCAUGAUUUAAGCUUACGUUUUACACAUUUGUAGUUGAAUUUUAGGAUUUGUUUUGUAUGCAUAUAAAGUGUUUGAUGAAAUGCUUCAAUGAAAGUUUAUUACUUUGUAGGGUUAGUUUAAUGGUUUUUGUAUAUAUUCAUGGUAUUUUUAGCUUUUAUAUUUGAAAUGAACCUUAUAAUAAGUGUUCUAAUACCUUAGUAUCACAAAUUCUUGUAUUCAAAUUUACACUUUCCGUUAUAGUGUAUUGGGGUGAGGAAGUCAUGAUAUUAGUUGCAAAUUGGUAGCAAAUUGGUGGAGAUAUCACAUGAAAGAUCAUUAUCCCAUUGAAAAACAUGUUGAAUUGGUUGCAAAUUUGGAUAAUGCGAGGGAAGUCAUGAUAUUUUUAUGAUUUUUAUAACACUUAUGGCGAUGAAAAACACGUAACAGCGAUCAUGGCGAUGCGGGGCCCAGUUGAUCCAUCAGUGCUUACGCUUCAGGCGACACACAGGAGCGUAGCUGCGUGGGAGGGCUCCACUGCCCAAUUGGUUACUCGUCAGCACUACCAGGCGAGUACGUUACGGUGGGAGGUGGAUGACAAGGUAUUAGACGUAGUCGAGCUAGCUGGUUUUAGAUACAUUCACCGGUUGUUGGGUGGGGGCUUAGAGCUCGAUCGAGCACUUAUCACUGCAUUGGUGGAGAGGUGGAGGCCGGAGACACAUACCUUCCACCUCACAGUUGGCGAGGCAACGAUCACGUUGCAAGAUGUGGCAGUUAUCAUGGGACUGCCGGUUGAAGGACAACCAGUCAUUGGUCAUGGGGAGGGAAAUUGGCCAGCAUUAGUACAUGAGCUGCUAGGGGUUUGGCCGGAAAACCCUCAAGACCCCUCACAGCCGAAGAUCAUCGUUGGAUCGUCAUUGAAGCUGACUUGGCUUCGACAGCAUUUUAGCGCGCUUGAGGAUGAUGCAGAUGAUGUGACGGUUGACAGACAUGCCCAAGCUUACAUUUUGUACCUGUUUGGAUGCAUCUUGUUUCCGGACAAGAGCGGCGACUCGGUACAGUUGAUCUAUCUCCCUCUACUGGGAGACUUGGAGCGCGUAGAUGAGUACAGUUGGGGAAGUGCUACCCUAGCGUAUCUGUAUCGUAACUUAUGUCGAGCAUCUCGUAAGGGUGCCAAGGACAUGGGUGGAUGCUUGAUGUUGUUACAGAUAUGGUCAUGGGAGCACAUUCAUAUAGGGAGGCCCAUUAUUCGGACGGUUCGACCGGAUGGGCAACAUGAUCAGGAAGAUGACGCGGAUGAUUUUGAACCGAUAUUAGGGUCACAGCAUCGGUGCGGGAUGGAUCCUUUGGCAGUAAGCUGGCUUCGCGUAUAUCUUUCGAGAUCCCACUCCCCACAUACUCUCGUCUACUACAGGGACGCACUAGAUCGACAACGGGACGAGCAGAUGACAUGGCAGCCUUACACAGCAGCUAAGAUGGAAGCUCUACCGCACAUAUGUACAUCGGGCCACGAGAUUUGGAGAUCGCGUUGUCCUCUUAUUUGCUUUGACAUCGUCGAGCUACAUCUCCCGGAUCGUGUCAUGCGUCAAUUCGGUUUGGAGCAGGUAAUUCCGCAAGCCUGUGACACCCAACGUCAACUACAUGCGAUCGAUCGGAGGACUGGGGACAAGAACUACCUCGUACGACAUAGAUCGCAUGUAGAUGCGUGGAACGACCGAGCAUCUACAUUGGUUGGAGGAGAUAACUUCACAGGUCAUAGCUCUGCUAUGUACAUGAGUUGGUACAGGCGCAUCUCCAUAUUACGCCUAACGAACAUCGCAUUUACGUAGCCAGGAUCACAUUACCAUCCGACAUCUACGUUACUGGCUGAGCGCAUCCGAUCGGUGUUGAUACAAUGUAAUGACACGAUUCAAGGGGCCGCUACAUCGCCAGUUGACGUGGGCUACCGGCUAUGUUCUCAGACCUUAGGCUCCAUUAAUGCGUCGUUGACCGAUGCA